This is a messenger RNA of Ailuropoda melanoleuca (giant panda), 4995 nucleotides long. RefSeq names its product 6-phosphofructo-2-kinase/fructose-2,6-biphosphatase 4 (gene PFKFB4). Bases 1806 to 3113 code for a protein of 435 amino acids. Gene Ontology annotation, molecular function: fructose-2,6-bisphosphate 2-phosphatase activity; ATP binding; 6-phosphofructo-2-kinase activity. Lineage: Eukaryota; Metazoa; Chordata; Mammalia; Carnivora; Ursidae. Gene Ontology annotation, biological process: fructose metabolic process; fructose 2,6-bisphosphate metabolic process. The record is from RefSeq and is a predicted model, not a curated record. The transcript is spliced from 14 exons. Gene Ontology annotation, cellular component: cytosol.
GCCUGGGUUGCUAGUGUGCGUGCACGUGUGGCUCUGUGUGCAUGCUUCCAAGCAUGGGGAUGUGGACAUGUGGGUCUGUGUAGCAUCCGCUGAGGUCCCUGGGCCUUUAUGCUGCGAAGUCUGGCCAGGACUGACCAGCAGAUACAGGGAUGGGGAAGAGUUUGAGCAGUGAGAACUGAGGAUCUAGGACUUCAGCCACCCUAUAGCUUGUAGCCAGGGACACUGGAGAGAGGUCCGGUGGUCAGCGCAGAGGGCACUCCUGGAGCCGACCUGGGCCAGGCCAGGCAGGUUCAUAGAGGCGUGGGGAGGCUGAGCAGGACAUAUUCACCCACCAGUGCAUGUUGACCUCCCAGUACACUUUCCACCCCAUCACUUUGGGAUAGCCCCAAGGAGGGAAAAGCCAUGAAGGCUGGCUGUUCUUUCGGGUGUCUACUGAUGCUGGGGGAGCAGAAAGCCAAGAGAGCAUUGGAGGGAACAAAGCAGAGCCCAGCUGUAGGGGGGAGAAAUGUGGUGACAUGGAAGAUGGGGGAGGUGAGGUUUUAAAGGGUGGGAGUUGGUCUGAGUCCAUCCUGCACUGUGGGCUGACUCUGUGACCCUGGGCCCUGCAGCCCUCCCUCAGUUUCCUACUCGAGAAAUGGGCAGGGAGAUGAAGAAUCUUCUUAGAGCAGAGGUAGACUCUGGCCUUGGGGAGGAGCCCCAGGCUCCUCCUGCUGGCAACCUGUGGCCUCCCCCUGGAUAUGGGGACUUGGGAAGGUGUGUCUGAGUCAGCCCAGGGUCAGACGGGGGAAGAGUGGGAGGUAGAGCCACGGCUUUUCCUGGGAGGCUAGGCUCAGACUGUCUGGGUGUGGGGACGGUUUCCUCGAAAUGGCCCUGGCAUCCUGCCUUGCUCUGGCUACCCCUACCCCCAGCCUUUGACUAACACCCCAGGAGGGCUGAGGAGGAGAAUGGGCAGGUCAGAGGAAGUGCUGGGUGUCUGUGGAUGCUAGAGCACGUAGCUUUUGCAAUACGUGCUGGGGGUUGGACAGGGUGUGGGCGGGUGGUGACAAGGUCUCUGAGGUCAAGGUGGCCCCAGGAUGGCCUUGGCAAUGGCUAGGAGACAGACAGGAAGGCUGGCUGUGUCAGAAACAGAAUGAGUGGCUUUGGAGAAGUAGGAAAGCGGGCGGCUUGUCACAAGGGGCAUCCCACUCAUCAGGAGCUGCCCACGGGUGUGCUCAGAGCGGCCUCUGCGUGACGUGGAGGAGGUGGGGGGUGGACGCUGCAGAGGAAGAAUGAAGGAGGAAGUGCUCAACUCUGUCUGGGGCAGGGCGUUCCUCCCAGGGCAGGCAGCUAGAGCUGGUUUCAGGGAGGAUCUAGGUGGGCUUCUGCCUCGCCAAACUUCAUGUCCUGUGAACGGGGCAAGACAUCUGUAUCAGAGUUAUCUUAACGGUCCUUGCCAGGCUCUGAAGUGCUGGGUGGAGAUGGGUGUGUGGCAGGGAGGUCAGAGGGCGGGGGUGCUGCACCUGUGGGGCGCUGGGCGGAGCCUUGUUCUCCAUACCCCUAGCCCUGGCUCAGGGCUGGACACACUUUGAGCAGAGAGAACCUGAGGAUGCCAUGAUCCUGUCUGGGGGUUUUGCGGAGGACAUCGCUAGAGGGCAGUGUGACCCAGGUUUGGGCAGUGUCAGUGGGGGCCUCAGGACAGAAAGUGUACAGAACUUGGAGAAGCUGGGCUGAGGAGACAAAGGAGAAUGACCCAGGGUUCCUGGACUUCUGGAUUUCUCCCCUGCCCUUUGCUUCCACUGCAUUCUUAGAGACAAGAGGGAGUUUGCAUGACCAACUGCCCCACGCUCAUCGUCAUGGUAGGCCUGCCUGCCAGGGGCAAGACCUACAUCUCUAAGAAGCUGACUCGAUACCUGAACUGGAUCGGCGUGCCCACUCGCGAAUUCAACGUUGGCCAGUAUCGCCGGGACAUGGUCAAGACCUACAAGUCUUUUGAGUUUUUCCUUCCAGAUAAUGAAGAGGGCCUGAAAAUCAGGAAGCAGUGUGCGCUGGCAGCCCUCCGUGACGUCCGGCGGUUCCUCAGUGAGGAACGGGGCCAUGUGGCGGUUUUUGAUGCAACGAAUACCACCCGAGAACGGAGAGCAACCAUCUUUAAUUUUGGGGAACAGAAUGGCUACAAGACCUUUUUUGUGGAGUCCAUCUGUGUGGAUCCUGAGGUCAUAGCUGCUAACAUCGUGCAAGUGAAACUGGGCAGCCCUGACUAUGUGAACCACGAUAGUGAUGAGGCCACGGAAGACUUCAUGCGGCGCAUUGAGUGCUACGAGAAUUCGUACGAGUCACUGGAUGAGGACCUGGACAGGGAUCUGUCCUACAUCAAGAUCAUGGACGUGGGCCAGAGCUACGUGGUGAACCGGGUGGCCGAUCACAUCCAGAGCCGCAUCGUCUAUUACCUCAUGAACAUCCACGUGACCCCCCGCUCCAUCUACCUUUGCCGGCACGGGGAGAGUGAGCUCAACCUCAAGGGCCGGAUUGGCGGGGACCCGGGACUGUCCCCCCGGGGCAGGGAGUUUGCCAGGAGUCUGGCUCAGUUCAUCCGUGAUCAGAACAUCAAGGACCUGAAAGUCUGGACGAGCCAGAUGAAGAGGACCAUCCAGACAGCCGAGGCCCUGGGUGUGCCCUAUGAGCAGUGGAAGGUCCUCAACGAGAUUGACGCGGGCGUCUGUGAGGAGAUGACUUAUGAAGAAAUUCAGGAUCAUUAUCCACUGGAAUUUGCCCUACGGGACCAGGACAAGUACCGGUACCGGUACCCCAAAGGGGAGUCCUACGAGGACCUGGUGCAGCGACUCGAACCUGUCAUCAUGGAGCUGGAGAGGCAAGAGAAUGUGCUGGUCAUCUGUCACCAGGCCGUGAUGCGCUGCCUCCUGGCCUACUUCCUUGAUAAGGCGGCAGAGCAGCUGCCCUACCUCAAGUGUCCGCUGCACACUGUCCUGAAGCUGACCCCCGUGGCUUACGGUUGUAAAGUGGAAUCCAUAUUCCUGAAUGUGAUGGCUGUGAAUACACACCGGGACAGGCCUCAGAAUGUAGACAUCUCGAGGCCCCCGGAGGAAGCCCUUGUCACGGUCCCUGCUCACCAGUGACCAUGUCUCAUCCACUGUGACCACCAGGCAGGUAUUGAGCUCUGCAGAUGAGGUCCCUUUUACAGGCCUCAUGGCGCAUGUGACAAUUUCUCUUCUGGAACAUCCCAGAGCCCGGGGCACCAGCCCCCCUGCUUCUUCACGAAUGGUGACAGGGUUAAACGUGUGCCCGACCUGCUGCUAUAAUGCAUUUGGCCAGACUUUUACCACCCGGGGCUGGUGAGAGGUGUUCUCGCAACCCGGUCCUUCCGUUGCAGCUCUGAGGUGCUGUCCCCCUGGUCCGUUGGCUCUGUGAAGUGAGAAGCCCUAAACAUGUGAACAGAAAGCCCGGCUGUGAGGGUCCCACCACGGCCGAGCUGUCUGAGGCGGACCUGGCGACCCCAGCAGGGACUCUGUUGUCUUCUCUCCGUGGGACCCUGAGCUCUGCUGCCUUGGGUGAGAGAGAACACCCUUCCCGUCUUGCCCUGCCAGGAACUGGGGAGCCGCCGGGGCGGAUACUCCCGCCGGCUCGGCCCUCGAGUUGGAGCUUCAGCAGACGCACGCAGGGAGCACGGCCUUUGUGGUCACCCCUUCUCGAUCGCGCAUACACUGGAACAUUUGGGGGAGCUGGUGGCCAAGGCCAGCCCUGCCCAACGGCUGUCACAGUGAUAGCACGUAAAGACAUGGGGGGACAUGGCAUGGGUGGUCGUGUGAGCUCCCUUCCCAGUGCACACCCAGGUGCUCGAGGGAGAGGCUGCCAUCCCUCCUCGCCCUCCCGGCCGUGCUCGCCAGGCUACCUCUCCCCCGUUGCCGCCUGCAUCCGCAUAGGAGCAGACCGUGGUGGCAGAGAAAUGCAUUUGCUGUGAACCAUUCAGAGAAAAACGCCUGCCCUGGCGCUCAUUGACCUCCGCCUGUGAGACCGAGCAGGGCAAAGGCAGGAAAUCCAAGGCAGCCUGUCCAGGGGAGGAUUUCCCCAGCAUGGCGCAGCUUCGGCUUCUGUCAUGUGCCCGUGUUCUUUUGGGCCCAGAGAGGCGGGCUGGGCAGUGGGUUCUGGCUCCAUUGCGUAGCUGGGCAGGAGGCCUGGCCAGCAAAUCGAGAGGCUGGGCGAGGAGGUGUCUGGGUCUGUAGUCCAAUGCCCUGCUGUCCACAAGUGGGUCCUGGUCCAGGAUCCCGAGCCCACCUUGUACCUGGAACUUUCCCUGGCAGAACAGCCCACCUUUCCCAGCCUCCCAGGGCUUUGGAGCCUGUAGGUGCCACCUGCCCCUGUGGGGAGUGCGUACCCCUGUCCUGCCUGCUGGUCUCUCAGCCUCGUGUGUGGCAGUGGCUGUGGACAGACCAGGUAGAGGCCUGGGGGAGGAGCUUCUGGACUUACCUCCUGACAGAGCCCUUAGCCCUGGACUCGGGACCAGAGGACCGUGCUACUGCCUUUGGGACAUGGGGACCACAGCCCUUGUUUCUGUGUCCCCCAGAGUUUUGGCGACUGGGUCACUUGGACACACUUACUUGUUGGCCAUAGUGGGUUUCUUUGGUUGGCGGCAUGGACGUCUGGAUGUCCCCAGCUCUCCGGGACCUCACACUGGCUGAGGCAAGACCCGCGAGGGCUUUUCUCUGUGCCCAGAGGGCAGUCAGGAGCUGCUAGACGCAGAGUGUUACAAGGACUGGGCCAGGGCAGAGGGACGUCUGGGGACACUGCAUGGGUGGGGGCAGCUCCUCUCCGCCUCUGCCCAGGCUGGUGUCUGCAUGGACGGCAGCCCGCUGGGUUGGCUGCCGGGUUUUAUCCAUUAUGGUCCAUGUGCUUGUGUCGAAGACAUUUUCCCAUUCUCCCUGGAAUGGGUGUUGGUGGAUCUCAGCCACAUGUCACACUGUAUCCAGCAUUCUUUGCAAUAAAUACUUUUUUUACAAAAAA